Vespa crabro (European hornet) is the source of this 1969-nucleotide messenger RNA. Its product is annotated as pneumococcal serine-rich repeat protein-like. The record is from RefSeq and is a predicted model, not a curated record. NCBI's taxonomy places the organism in Eukaryota, Metazoa, Arthropoda, Insecta, Hymenoptera, Vespidae. The transcript has a single exon. The coding region runs from base 644 to 1759 and encodes 371 amino acids.
UAACACGCCAAAAAUUGCCUUCGAUGAUAAUUUUCUAUCGUUUAUUUUAACUCGCUGAACGUAUUGUUGCAAUUGGUUCAACGAGCUUGUUAUUUAUUCUUUAUUUCUUCUGCUUGAUAUAAAAUAUCAACGUCCGAACGUUGUCUUCAUUCUAAACAUUUACAAUAAUCGUUAUCGAUUGUAUCAACACGAUAAAAAUAAUUAUUAAGUAUAUCGUGCAAAUUUUUCCAGAAGAAUUAGGUAAACAAAAAUACAAGAAAGAUAUAUAAUGAAAUUCUCAUGGCAACAUAAGACUAUGGUUCACAAGGCUGUGUCUAUUAAGAAGAAUCUUUACGACAAGUGGGCUUUGAUUUUCUUUGCCAACAGUGACAAGUGCACGGUAAUAAACAAAAGAGAUUGCGACGUGAUUGAAUCAACAGCGGGUUAGAGUAAAAGCGAAAAAAAGGGGAAAAAAGAAGAGGAAUUUGUAUACGGUGCUAUUGGAUGAGUGGUGGCGAAAGAAAAUAUUUUAAAAGAAGUUGAUUGGUGUAUUAGGACGAAGAACAGUAGGAUAAAGUGUUUAUACAAUUGUCGACGAACGUUGUAGGUAUAUAAUCGCGUAUUCGUAUAUGAUUCAGUAUCAAUCUGCGAAGUACCAUACAAGAUGAACGUACAAGCGACACUCGUGCUUUGCCUGCUCGCAUUGUUCGGCAGCGUGGCCCAAGGUGGGCCAUCAAGGUUGUCUGAAACCAGUGAUUCGUCCGCAGCAUCUUGGUCCUCGAGUUCGUCUUCAAGCUCGUCCUUGUCCUCGUCUCUGGCUUCGGAUUCUGCUUCUUCUUCUUCUUCAGCUUCGGCUUCGGCUUCGGCUUCGGCUUCAGCAAGUUCGAGAAACGAUAACAGUAGAGUUAAGGCAUGGAAGAAGGGUAGAGGAGGUAGCGACAGCUUGGUACUGUCAAGUGAUUCAUCAGAAGAUUCAAAAGCCAGGGAGCUCCUCGAGACAGACGCCGGAUUGGGUGCGGCCGCUGCGUUAGCAAGAGCUACCGCGGAUGCCCAAGCUAGAACAGCAGCAAGCGCCGAUGCUACGGCUAAUAAGGCAACUGCAAAGGCUCUUGCAUUAGCCGAGGCUGCUGUAAGGGCGGAAAAUGCAGCGAUUCUAAGGAUCCGUAGGGCCUUAUCGGCAGCGCAAGCUCUCGUCUCGGCAUCCAAUCGUGCAAAGGCUGCAGCUAGAGCUGCGAGGGAAGCUGCUGCGAACUCUGCCGCGGCUGCCGCGAAAGCUUCCACUAAUCAAGUGAAAGCCAACGCUGACUCGCUUGUCGCCAACAGAGCUGCAGCCGCCCUUCUUGCUGCUGCCGAGGAAGCCCUCCAGAGAGCCAGUGCUUCGCAGAAUGCAGCAGCUGAAGCUGCUGCGAAAGCUCGUGCCGCAGCUAACGCGAAUGCCGCAACCACCAGAGCCGCGGCCUCGGCCAUACUCGCCGAAGCUCGUGCUAGAACAGCUAUCACGAAAGCAGUUGCCGCUCAAUCAACGGCCACCGCUCAGGCUAUUUCCGCCUCUCAAGUACAAAAUCGUGCGAAUAACCUACAAGCCGAAACCGCUUCUGCAGCCCAAUCCAGGGCAGAAGCCGCAAUAGCUGCAGCCGCGGCACAAGCUGCCGCUGUCGCAGAAGCUAACGCUCAACUCGCUCGUCUCAGCAAGGCAUCUGCAGGUGCUUCCAGCGAGGGUUCGGCUUCAGCCUCGGCAUCAGCCUCGGCAUCAGCCUCUUCGAGUAGUAGCAGCGCCUAAUUACUCUAAUCGACUACUACCUACCUUCGACGUCUCUGUGCGCUGCCCGUUUAACAUCAAACCCUUUUUGUGGCACGCAAUAUCGCAGAUUCACCAGAUAUGAUCCUCAGUUUUGCCUAAGAUAGGGCAAUGGCAAAAAGCAGCAAAAGCAGAUGCAUUAACGAUUCGAAAAUUGUAAUAAUAUCAAUAAAAUUCUUUUAUCAUCUUAAA